CGAACUCAGAUCUUCCCCAGUGUCUCCGCCUUUUGCUCAUCAUCAUUAAUUAAUUUCUGGAGCGCAGAUAUGAGGUUCUCGACAGCAUCGGGCGCGAUUGCGCUUUCGGCGUUGGCGGCCAGCCAAGCGCAGGCGGAAGAUGUUCUCUACAGCAGACACCUUGCGAAGCGUGACCUUGAUGCUGAUAAAAAUUACAACAUUACUUUCUUCCACGUCAAUGAUGUCCACGCCCAUCUCGACGAAUUCUCAUCGUCAGGAACUGACUGCACCCGUCCCGAAAGAGGUUGUUACGGUGGUUAUGCUCGCAUCAAGACCGUCGUUGAAGAGAAGCGACCCAACUACAACGACAGUCUCUGGCUCAAUGUUGGUGAUGAGUUUCAGGGUACACUCUUCUACUCUUUCUAUGGUGGCGAGAAGAUCGCCGAGACCUUAAACCAGAUGAACUUCUCAGCCAUGACCCUUGGGAAUCAUGAGUUCGAUGGUGGCGAUGAGGAGCUCGGUCAAUUCCUGGAAAACUUGACAUUCCCUAUCAUUUCGGCCAACAUCCACUCGCAGAAUGAGAAGGUCAAUAAGUCGGUCAAGCCAUAUCACAUCUUCGAGGAGUAUGGACUAGCCUUGAUUGGUGUUACUACCGACGAGACUCCCAGCAUUGCGAACCCAGACGAGACAACUGUCUUCUCUGACGUUGUCGAAGCCGUGCAAGGCGCGAUCGAUGAGAUUAAGUCUACCACCAACAUCACCAGGAUUGCUGCCAUCACGCACAUUGGAUACGAAAAGGACCAGGAGCUUGCUAGGGCUACCAAGGGCCUGCAGCUGAUCAUGGGUGGUCACAGUCACACGCUCCUCGGCGACAUGGAGGAUGCUGAGGGUAAGUACCCUACCAUUGUUGACAACGCGGACGGCGACGAGGUUUUCAUCGUCACUGCGUAUCGCUGGGGCGAGUACAUUGGUUCCAUUGAAGUCACAUACGAUCCUCAGGGCAAGAUCCUUUCCUACCAGGGCGCACCCAUUCACAUCACCAAUACUACCGAGCAGGAUACCGACCUCCAAGCUCAGAUCAAGUCAUGGCGCGGCCCCUUCGAGGAGUUCGCUGCUGAAGUUCUUGGCACGAGCGAAGUUGAGCUUGACCAGACCACUUGCCAGCGCCAAGAAUGCUUGCUCGGUGACUUCAUGGCAGACGCUAUGCUUGCUUACCGUAAGAACAACACCGAGGAUGUUGACUUCGCCAUCAUUAACGCUGGUGGUAUCCGCGCAACCAUUGACCAGGGUGACAUCACCCGAGGUGAGGUUCUGACCUCUUUCCCCUUUGGCAACUCCAUUGUUCAGAUCGAGAUUGACGGAAAGGAGCUGUGGGAGGUUCUCGAAGGUAUCGUUACUGGUGUUAACGUUGCCAAUGGCAAGGAGGUCACCUCGUUCUUCCAGGUCUCCACCGGCAUUAAGGUCGAAUACAACCCUGAGAACAACAAUGGCAGCAAGCUCGUCGCUGUCACUAUUGGCGGCCACCCUCUUGACAACGGCACCACCUACCAGGUUGUCACACUCGACUUCAUCGCUGGUGGUGGCGACAACUUCUUCACCCCAACCGCCGACUUCGUUAGUCUUGACACUCAGGACGAGGUCCUUACUCAAUACGUUCUUGCGAAGACCCCUGUCAACAUUGAGCUUGACGGACGUAUCGAGGCUGUUGAUCACCAGCGCAACACCACUGCCGGAGGUAACGGAACCACCAACGGAACUUCGCCUUCUGGGACUGGCAGCCCUACCCCUAAGUCUACCGGUGCUGCCGUGCAGCUUGGAUCGGGCCUUGUUGGUGCUACCAUGUUCGCUGCCAUCGCUGGCCUUCUGAUGCUCUAAGAAACCUGGAAACGAUAAUGUAAUAGAAAAGUCACGAUUAGCUUUGAGCGACGCAUUCUCACG
Messenger RNA from Macroventuria anomochaeta, 1917 nucleotides. Its product is annotated as Metallo-dependent phosphatase. The transcript is spliced from 3 exons. The coding region runs from base 70 to 1854 and encodes 594 amino acids. Lineage: Eukaryota; Fungi; Ascomycota; Dothideomycetes; Pleosporales; Didymellaceae. Gene Ontology annotation, biological process: nucleotide catabolic process. Gene Ontology annotation, molecular function: metal ion binding; hydrolase activity, acting on ester bonds; nucleotide binding. The record is from RefSeq and is a predicted model, not a curated record.